GUUUUACCACGUUUAUAGAAGUGUGGUGACCCCAAAAAAACAUAACAACAACCAUUGAAGAGCUAGCGUUUUGGAUGGAUGGAAUCCAGGCCAAAAAGCACUAUUAAGUGGGAAAAUGGCAACACCAACAAAGAUGGAGUUUGCUGUCAAUAUGACAUGCAUGAGUUGUAAAUCAGCCAUAGAAAAUGCUUUGAAAAAUAAACCAGAGAUAAAGUCAGUUUCUGUGAACCUAGGCGAUCAGCAAGUAGUAGUCGAGACAACUCUUACAACAUCAGAGGUAAAGAAUCUGCUGGAGAGCACAGGGAGAAGAGCAAACUUGAAAGGCCAUGGAUCAGCUGAGCCAACUACAUCUGUCAAACAUCUUGGGGCCGCUGUUUCGAUGCUGCAAGGUCCAAGCUGCGUAGAGGGAGUAGUUCGUUUCCUACAGGCAACAGAAAACACAUGUAUUAUUGAAGGAACUCUAGACAAUUUGAAGCCUGGUCCUCAUGGAUUGAAUAUCCAUGAAUUUGGUGACUUAUCCAAUGGAUGUGAAAGCUGCGGUCCUCACUACAACCCCUACAAUAGCAGACACGGUGCCCCAGGGGAAAAUGAACGGCAUGUAGGAGACCUAGGAAACAUAGUUGCUGAUGAAAAUGGUAGAGCUACUUUCCGCUUUGAAGACGACAAGAUGAAGGUUUGGGAUAUAAUUGGACGAUCUGUGGUGGUUCACGACGCCGAGGAUGAUUUGGGACGAGGACUUGCUGCUGAAUCUAAAUUGCAUGGUAACAGUGGAAUUGGCCUUUCGUGCGGAAUUGUUGCAAGAUCUGCUGGGCUCUUUCAGAAUCCGAAGAAGUUCUGCCAGUGCGAUGGCGUGGUCAUCUGGGAUGAAAGAGAUGUGCCACUUACAGGGCCAAGAAGACAACAACAGAGUUUAUUAUAACAAUCAUGCAAUGAGAAAGGAUAAAAAGAAAUUGUACAGAAGGUAUAUUAAUAAUUAAUAAAUGAGAAUAACCAUAUGAUUUGUCUGUUUUGUUGGGAUUUUUUUGUUCAGUCUCUUUUUGUUCAGAUUUUAUUUUCAGUCUCUCUAAUUUAUUCGAUCACUUUUUGUUAUCCAAGGUUUUGUUUCUUCUUCAGGAUAGGUUAGAUUAGUCACCAGUAUCGCUAGAGCGCCUCUCAGUACUGUACUGUUCCAGCUGGCAAUGUGCCUCAAAUUGCUGGAAAACAGUGCAGUGUUACUGGGUUUUUCUUAAUUUGAUUCUUUGGUAAAUUGUCUCUGCUUAGUUUUAGGAUAGUUCGUGGGUUAGCUUUUCUUGAUGACGAUUUGUAAUUGUGUGAGGCUAUAUAAGAAGUCGAUUUCCAUUUCUAUUGUCUUGUUUUUUUGUAUUUAAUUGUACAUUGACUGUAACACUGUUUUGUUAAUUGAUGUCAAUAAAAGAAUCUCAAUCUGUU
Molecule: messenger RNA, 1428 nt
Organism: Anneissia japonica
Lineage: Eukaryota; Metazoa; Echinodermata; Crinoidea; Comatulida; Comatulidae
Product: copper chaperone for superoxide dismutase-like
Exons: 7
Coding region: 116-919 (267 amino acids)
Biological process (GO): removal of superoxide radicals
Molecular function (GO): copper ion binding
Source: RefSeq, a predicted model, not a curated record